AAAGCAUCUCCGCCUGUUUCCUCAGGGAAGCCGGGCAUGUGUACAGUUUUAUUUACAUUAUCCACAGCUUGCUAGUUUACGGACCUUUAAGUUAACUACGGUGAGCUGUAAAGGACGAGGAAUGGCAGGCCUUUGGAGAGGCUACCAGGUCUUGAUGACUAAAUACCCCUGGACAGUCCAGAUAGUGACAGCGGGAUCUUUAGUAGGUGUCGGUGAUGUCAUCUCCCAGCAGCUGAUCGAGAGGAGAGGAUUGGCUAACCACAACGUGCAGAGGACGGCUAAGAUGAUGAGUAUUGGUUUCUUCUUUGUGGGCCCUGUCAUCGGCAGCUGGUACAAGGUUUUGGACCGACUGGUUGUUGGAGGAACCAAAAGCGCUGCCAUGAAGAAAAUGCUGGUCGACCAGCUGUGUUUUGCGCCGUGCUUUCUGGGAGCCUUCCUCUGCAUCUCUGGCGCGCUGAAUGGACUGACAGUCGAGGAGAACGUCACCAAGCUCAGGAGGGACUACACAGAUGCCCUGAUCUCUAAUUACUAUCUUUGGCCUCCAGUCCAGAUUGCCAACUUCUACUUCAUCCCUCUGCACCACAGGCUGGCUGUCGUCCAGGUCGUUGCUGUUGCUUGGAACUCCUACCUGACCUGGAAGGCCAAUAAGAUGUGAAGGACGCUCACAAGUCCAGCCUGUGUCGUUCUCGCUGAUGAUUACUUUGCACUCAUUCGUAGUGUGUGUGACAUGGGCGUAACUUACUUUAGGCUACUUAGUCUGCUGGUAUUUCCAAUGUGUAAAGCUGUGACUGAGUCACGCGUAAAGGUCGGGAGAAACGGCUCGUCUACUCCGAGUGACAAAUUCACACUUGAAAGUCAAACUUGCAUUUGCAGAAAUGUCUGUGAAAGUUUCUUAUUUAUGGAAAUGGGAUUUGGCGGUGGUGCUGCAGUGUAUCCACACAUACACACUCAUACAUUAACACCUAUUGCUCACAAAGGAAACUUUUCUAAUCUCUUUAGUGUAUUGACAUCAUUAUUUUUGUAAUGUGUUGGUUUUUUUCUAUAAUGGACUUCUAGUCAGAUAUUUUAAGUGCAUUCCAGAGUUUCUAAUAAUGUGAUUUUAGUUUACAUAGUUGUGUUUUUUUGCUUUGUCUAAACCUGCCUCAUCUUUUACUUCAUUUCCCCCUAAUUUGACAGUCGAAGAGGUCAAACCUCCUGCAGCAUUUACAAAGCUGCAUUACUGGAUUAAAUUCAUUUGGCUUGGGGCCUUUUUCUUUCUUUUAAAAAAAAAAUCAGAGUAGUGACGUUUUUCUACAUUCGAGAAGUGUUGCAGCAGAUUUGACAUCUUCAGACUGUCUCCUUUCCUCUGUGAAGUUUGCAAGCAGGUGAGGUUGUGUCAGCUGUCUCUACUUUUCUUCUACAUUUGACAGAUCUCAGGAAAAAGCUGAUAUAAAUGGACAAGAUGCCACAGUUUGUCUUCACUCAGAUUACACCAACUCUUAUCUGCUUUGAGUUUAUUUUGUUGGUCGAGGUUCCUGUGGUUAAAGUACCUAAUCUAACAUCAUGGCUAUGUAAAGAAAGAGCCUUGUUCCUUAUCUUAUUUAACAUAAUGUUAAAGGAAUAGUUUGCAGAGAGUUGAAUGAUACAAGCUCAAUACGUCUCUGGUGUCUGCAACCACCAAGCUUAUCCUAUUUUAAAGGCUGGAAACAGAAAACGGUCAACUGGACAGUUGUUGUCAGACAUUUAUACUCAGAUUUACAUACUUGCUUUAAAAUCGUGGUUGUUAGCAAGGCAGCUGUUUACUCCUGUUUCCAGUCUUUUAUUGGGUUGGUUAUCACUGUGGUCCAGUGGUUCACACUGCUGCUGCCUCACCCCAAGAAAGCAUUUAAAAUAAAGUGAACAGAAUAAACCAUUGUAUAAACGGGAGUUUGUUUCCUCUAGUCUAAAGCAUUCUGAGUGUUCAGUAAGGAGAGAAAACUGCUAUGCAAGUGCAAAUACAUUAAUGCAACACUAACAUAACGUGUCAUAAAAGCACGAGUGAGAUCAGUCUUCUCUGUGCGAGGACAGUCAUAUUUACUCAGACGUCAAACUGUUCCUUUAACAGUCAGCGUCACAUUUGUUCUGUAGCUGCUGAAGAGUCACCACUAAUCCGCAACAUAACCCAGGAUCAUGUCAGUGCUGCGUUCCCCUUUUUCAGGAUAUGAAGAAUCGCUUUAUCCAUAAUGGGCACAUUUUUGAUAAUUAAAGGUCACGUCUGGUGUAAGAGCUAAUAAAGUUUUACACGAGUUGA
This is a messenger RNA of Maylandia zebra (zebra mbuna), 2269 nucleotides long. RefSeq names its product mitochondrial inner membrane protein MPV17 (gene mpv17). The record is from RefSeq and is a predicted model, not a curated record. Gene Ontology annotation, molecular function: channel activity. Gene Ontology annotation, biological process: regulation of mitochondrial DNA metabolic process. Gene Ontology annotation, cellular component: cytoplasm; mitochondrion; membrane. Lineage: Eukaryota; Metazoa; Chordata; Actinopteri; Cichliformes; Cichlidae.